AUGCCACAAACUUGCUUUGAUAUAGAUGAAGCAGAUACACAAUCUUCACAAAUUGUGCAGAAAUUAUCUAAUACUUCAACUAGAAUAAUUAAUCAUGAAGAGUCUAAAUUCAGUUAUGGAUAUAGGUUGGAAACUGCAGCUAAAUUAUUAUUUAUGAUUGUACAAUGGAUGAGAGACAUAAUACCGUUUCAAAAUUUAUUAGAAAAUGAUCGACGUGUGUUAUUAGAAGAAGCAUGGACUCAAUUAUUUCUAGUUCAUUUAGCUCAAUGGUCUAAGUCGUGGAAUCUUAUUGAAAUCCUAGAAGAUGAACAAGUUUGUAAAAGAUUGCAAGAUAGUGCAUUUUAUCACGAAUUAAUUACUAUAAAGAGAAUAUUACACUUAUUUAAAGAGCUUUCGCCUGAUGAAAGUGAAUGUGGUUGCAUGAAAGCCGUAGUUCUAUUUACACCAGAUUUGGCAAAUCUUCUAGCAGUAGAGACAAUUGAAAUGAUUCAUUCACAAGCAUUUUAUUCAUUUUAUGAUUAUACAAUAUCACGCCAUUCGCACGUAAAAUUUUUAGGGUUGAUUCGUCUUCUAUUUCUUCUUAACCAUGUUAAUUCAAAAGCUAUUGAACUAUUAUUUUUUUGUGACACUAUUGGACAAAUACCUAUUUCACAUUUAUUGAGCAAUAUGUAUAAUACUGACCAAAAACUGUAUUGUAAUUAA
Molecule: messenger RNA, 702 nt
Organism: Ceratosolen solmsi marchali
Lineage: Eukaryota; Metazoa; Arthropoda; Insecta; Hymenoptera; Agaonidae
Product: photoreceptor-specific nuclear receptor-like
Exons: 4
Coding region: 1-702 (233 amino acids)
Source: RefSeq, a predicted model, not a curated record